CGCACAACCCCGGGGCCCAUAGAGAUGCCGGUAGGGACCAGGAACUCUGAGCUUCAGCCCCUGGAGGGGACCCUCUUCCGCGGAGCAGUGGCAGCCCCCUCCCCAGCACCCCCUUCGGGCUUCGAGGGGAUGAGCCUGGCCGGCUCCAGCCGUGCCCCUGAGAACACCAGACGUUCCCCCAGGAGGCGCAGGGGCCUCGGCCAGGGGGACGGGCCCCGGGGUCCCUGCGGCGGGUGUCCCCUGCUGCAGUCAGGCUGAGGGACGGAGGGUCCGAGUGGCUGUGCGAUGGCAGUUCCUGGAGAGUGUCGGGGCGGGGGCGGGUCCUGUGGGCUACAGGAACCAUCGGGGCGCGGCCGGGGGGGGGGGUGCUGGUGGUCUGCGAGGGGUCCCGGCCCCUUGCCUGCUCAUGGGACCUCAUCAGAGCUGCGGCAUGAUCGGGGGGGGGGGGGGACAAGGCAGCUCCUUGACAACCCUCUCGUCACGGCCGUGGAGGCCCGUGUGGGGUGAAGGGCUCCUGCCCCCAGCACCGAGCCGCCUUCAGCCUCCAUCCCCGAGCAGACAGAGGAGGGAGAAGCCCCUGCAGAGCCCCUUCCGCCCACCCUGCUGAGGACGUCGGCCCAGUGGGGCAGGGGCCCCAGGCCCGACCCAGCGGGAGAGAGGGGGGCCCUGUCCUUACAAGGUCAGGGCAGAAGGGGCGGAGGAGCCUUGGAGGCGAGGGGCAGGGGCUCAGGCCCCAGAGGCGCAGGUCUCACAGGUGACCCUAACUCGCCCCAGGGUCCCCCUACCCCCACCAGCAGAGGGGCCAGCCCGAGGCCCCCACACGAGGGUCAGCCGCGCAGGAAAUGACUCGCGUCUGCAGGAAUCUCUGGCCUCCCCCGCUGGCCUGGCCGUGGGGACCCGGCAGAUGGGCCCAGGGGCCUGGAGGUGGGCGGCCCGGGCUGUCGCUGCGGCCUGGGAAGCCCCUCCCCCGGGGGGCCUCCCCACAUCUGCCGGGUCCUGGGGAAAGCAGCCAGCCUUCUCCCACGCGGCUCAGACAGCCAUUGGAGAAAUACCAUUGCCAGAUGUUCUGCUUUUUUCCAUGGGAGCCGAGGCCAGCAUGAGCCGGAGCCUCCGGGUCUGGUUCCGACUCUGUCAGCUCUCAGGCCACCGGACAAGACUGAAGGGGGCCGGGGUUCGUGGCCCCCGGUGGGAGGUGGGCCACAUGGACCCCCGCGACUCCAGGUGCAGCUGCGCGGCCCCAGCUUUGGGGCGCGGGUGCGGCGACAGGCCCGGCCUGGAGGCGUCCGGCGUCCCGCGCACAUGCGGCCGCGACUCGCGGGAACACAGAGGAGGCCGUGAGCACAGCUCCCUGACGGGACGGACGGGCUGGCCCGGUCCUACCCUCCCCCAGAACCCAGUCGGGGUCCGGCGACUCUUCCGGAAGGAGCCGGCGGCUCUGCAUGGACAGACGCCGCGCCCUCUGAGCGAGACGGAGCGUCCCCGCGCGCUCGCCAAGCCGCCCUCUAGCGCCUCGUUGCCCUGCUGCGCGGCCCGUCCUUUUCUGAACAAGCCCGUAUUGUGGGGUCUUUGGGGUGUUUCCACGUUUCAGUCCAAAACCCACGCAGUUCGGUGUAAUUUUUGCAAACGAGUGUGUAGGGCGCGUUAACCUGCAUCGUAGACAGCUUAGACGCGGCUCUUCCAGGAUGGUCCCGGCUCCUGCUCACUGACGUGGGCGCCGCCUUGCCAGGCCGCGGGCUCCGUCUGGGGCUGGAGGUGCCAGCUCGGCCUCGCUCUCCCGCGGCGUCUCCCAGCUCACGGGCGGGUGCGCGGCUGGAGGGGGGCCUUGCCAGCAGGGCCUCGACGGCGCCCUUCAGAGGUUGGGCCCUGAGUCAUCACCGGAGGAACUCGCCUGCAGGACCUGUGACUCAGACCUGCUCACCCCGCUCCUCCUCCCUGGCAGCCACCUGGCUGUGACCGGUUGGCCCAGAGGUGCCCCUGGUGCAGGGCCCGCCCUGCUGCAGCCCAAACCCAGCGCCCGACCGGGCCUCCCGUGACUGCCCGUCUCACUGGCUCGAUCUGCUGUCGGCAGAGGGGGGCCGGAAGACGGGACGCCCUGUCCGCAGUGCCUGGAGCCCGGAGCUGGCAGCGUGGGGGCCCCUCACGGCGGAGCCGCCAGGACUCGGCUCCCCUGGGACAAGGACGCAGCUCGGCCACGCUGAGGGCUGGGGCCCCGGCCGGAGUCCCCGCUCAGGGCGCGUGCCCACCGAGGGGCGGGGGCCUGGGCCAGGCUGACCCCCACCAGCUCCAACGUCCACACGCUGCAUGUGUCACCCCUGGAAAAUGUUACUUUCCCUGGUGAAUCAUGUCCCGGACUGGGAGGAAAAUUCACUGGAUAGUUGAGGAUUAAAAAGGAAUCAAGUCGGUCUUUGUUGGGCAGAUGCUAAGAGAGCUGGGUCCUCGGUGUUUACAAAUGAAAGCAGCUUUCUGUCCCCCACGCCCCUGGGGAGGAGGGACCGUUCUGGAAACACCGGCCGGCACCCCACCCACACGCCCGCUGUCACCCGUCAUCCGUCAUCUCGGUGUGGCCCGCAGGUGUCCUGCUGCCUGACUCCUGCCCACAUCCUGCUGGGGGCACCACCCCUCCGAGGCGCACCCCUCAGGGACGCUGACCUGGUGACCAGAGCCAGGGGUCUGGUGGGAGCCCUCCCCUCUGCUUGGUCGUCACCUCCUAGCCCCGGGGAUGUUCCUGCCACCCCCUUCCUGAGGUCCCCUGCUCACUCCCCUGCUGUCCUUCUUGGGCUGGACCCAGGGCCUGUGGGACCCCGACCUGGGGCUGGGGGAGGAUGCCGACCGUGCCCCUGGCUGAGGUUCCCGUGGGUUGGGGGACGCGGGGCAGGGGGUGGACACGCCCUGGGGUGUAGGCUCAGCUCGGGCCCUGACUGUGGCUGGGGGUCCGGCAAGAGGCCGUCCACCCCCUGUGCCUCGCGAGCCCCGCGGGCGGAGGGAACAGCAAGCCAGAGGAGGGCGAAGGCCCUGCUCCCAGGCUGGGUCAGGAGGUGGUGUGAGGGGUGCGGCUGCUCCGCGGAGUGGGGGGAGGGUGGGAAACCGGGGGACCCUCGUCCUCAAGGACUCGGCCUGCAGCCCCCUUUAAUCAGCUGCUCGGGCACCGAAGUCCCCCUUGGCUGCCGGCUGCUCCCGGUUGUGGCAAAGGCGGUUUCCGUCAGGAUGUUCUGUCCUUCCGUCUUCUACCCACGGUUACGGGUUUUAAAGACCCGACAGCGGAGCCGUGGGGGAGUGGCCCUUUCCCGGAACUUGCCUCUCCUGACACCGAGAGU
This is a messenger RNA of Mustela erminea (ermine), 3314 nucleotides long. RefSeq lists its product as uncharacterized. The transcript has 2 exons. The coding region runs from base 905 to 1645 and encodes 246 amino acids. The record is from RefSeq and is a predicted model, not a curated record. NCBI's taxonomy places the organism in Eukaryota, Metazoa, Chordata, Mammalia, Carnivora, Mustelidae.